Diabrotica virgifera virgifera (western corn rootworm) is the source of this 888-nucleotide messenger RNA. Its product is annotated as rRNA-processing protein UTP23 homolog. Gene Ontology annotation, cellular component: nucleolus; small-subunit processome. Gene Ontology annotation, molecular function: small ribosomal subunit rRNA binding. The transcript is spliced from 2 exons. The coding region runs from base 131 to 868 and encodes 245 amino acids. NCBI's taxonomy places the organism in Eukaryota, Metazoa, Arthropoda, Insecta, Coleoptera, Chrysomelidae. The record is from RefSeq and is a predicted model, not a curated record.
UCUAAAAAAUAUUUAGAACACGUACAAAUAAAAAUAAGAAGAAAUUAGUCGAACGAAGUCGAAAGGGUUAUGUUUAUUUAAAAUUUAAACCAUCUGUUAUCUGUUUAGAUUUAGGAAAUUAAUCUAUAAAAUGAAGGUAAAACGUUAUAAAAAAGUCAAUAAACAUAUAAGGUUCUUUAUUAAUAAUUAUGGAUUUCGUCAACCCUUCCAAGUGUUGGUUGAUGGCACAUUUUGUUACUGUGCAUUAAAUAACAAAAUAAAUAUUGCUGACAAUAUUCCAAGAUAUCUUCAAGGAGAAGUUAAGUUACUGACUACUCAAUGUGCAAUCAUAGAAAUGGAAAACUUGGGUGCUAAGUUGAAUGGUGCCCUAAUUAUUCUGAAGCAGUAUGGUGUACACAAAUGUGGUCACGAAGGUAAUCCAAUUGCAGGAUCCAAAUGCUUUUUAAAAAUGCUAGGAAAAUCUAAUGAAAACCAUUAUAUUAUUGGAACACAAGAUAGGGAUUUGCAGGAAAAAGUCAGACAGAUUCCAGGCGUUCCGUUAUUAUAUUUACAUCUUAAAACUCCAGUGCUUGAAAAGCCUUCCGAAGUCUCUACCAAGGAAGCUGAAAACAAGUUAUCAACAUUGACAGAUUUUGAAAAGAAGGCAUUAGAGGAAAUUAAAAAGCAAAGUGGAAAUGAUAAAAGACCCAAGAAAAAGAAGAAAAAGGGGGUGAAUCCACUCUCUUGUAAAAAGAAAACCAAAAAGCCAAAUGUACAGACUCCAAUUGUAAAGAAAGAGGGCCAACCUGAGAAGGAAAAGAAAAAGCGGAAAAGAAUCAAAUUAGCCAAACAUGUAAAAGAAGUGUUAUUAGAAAAGAAAGUAAAUUAAAGGUAUCUUUUCUUCUUUUA